Molecule: messenger RNA, 243 nt
Organism: Oppiella nova
Lineage: Eukaryota; Metazoa; Arthropoda; Arachnida; Sarcoptiformes; Oppiidae
Source: the annotation of a GenBank genome assembly
AUGAAUGUUUUGGAUGAGAGUGUCAUAGAAGACAAUGGCGUCGCGUAUAUCAAUGACUCGAUUGGUUUGCAUAGACUGGAGCACCGGUCGGCCACCUCUCAGGCCGUAUCUCUACACCUAUAUAUACCGCCGUAUAAUAAGUGCCAGAUAUUUGACGAGAGCACCGGGAGUAGCAAUGAAGUGAAAUCCACUUUUUAUAGUAAAUACGGUAUGCGUACACCGUUUACUGUGUCCAGUAACUAA